AGGCGGCGGCGCCCCCCCGCUGCCCUGCCUCGCUCUGCUGCAUGGACGAGCAUCGGAGCCUGCUGCGCUCGCCGGCAGCCUUCUCCUCCAGCAGGCACCCGCGGGGCGGCGGCAGCAGCAGCCACCACAACCCGGGCUACACCGAGCCGCCGCCCCCCGAAGCCCCCCAGCCCGGCCCCGAGCAGGAGGAGGGGGAGGAAGCAGAGGAAGAGGAGGACGGCAUGACCGUGGUGGUAGGUGGGGUGGACCCCCUGCUGGAAGAGCCCCAGCACCCCCACCCGCUGCUGGCGGGGGAACGCUACGAUCACCCCCCGGCCCACGUCCCACUGCCCCCCGGCCACCACCCAGUGGGUGGCGGGGAACACGAGUGCUGCGAGCGGGUGGUGAUCAACAUCUCCGGCCUGCGCUUCGAGACCCAGCUCAAGACCCUGGCCCAGUUCCCCCAGACCCUGCUGGGUGACCCCCGCAAGCGGAUGCGCUACUUUGACCCCCUGCGCAACGAGUACUUCUUUGACCGCAACCGGCCCAGCUUCGACGCCAUCCUCUACUACUACCAGUCCGGGGGCCGCAUCCGGCGCCCGGUCAAUGUGCCCAUCGACAUCUUUUCAGAGGAGAUCCGCUUCUAUCAGCUGGGCGAGGAUGCCAUGGAGAAGUUCCGGGAGGACGAGGGCUUCAUCCGCGAGGAGCAGAGGCCCCUGCCUGACAAGGAGUUCCAGCGCCAGGUGUGGCUCCUCUUCGAAUACCCGGAGAGCUCUGGGCCGGCCAGAGGCAUCGCCAUUGUCUCAGUCCUCGUCAUCCUCAUCUCUAUUGUCAUUUUCUGCCUGGAGACCCUGCCUGAGUUCAGGGACGAUCGUGACUAUGAGGGGACGGGGGGGACCUUUGGCACGAGCAGCGGCCCCCUGGAGAAAGACACCUUCACCAACUCCUCCUCCGCGGCUGUCUCGAUGGUCUCGUCCUUCACCGACCCCUUCUUUGUGGUGGAGACACUGUGCAUCAUCUGGUUCUCUUUUGAGUUGCUUGUCCGCUUCUUUGCCUGCCCCAGCAAGGCCACUUUCUCCAAGAACAUCAUGAACAUCAUUGAUAUUGUGGCCAUCAUCCCUUACUUCAUCACCUUGGGCACGGAACUGGCUGAGAGGCAGGGGAACGGCCAGCAAGCCAUGUCCCUGGCCAUCCUCAGGGUCAUUCGGCUGGUCAGGGUCUUUCGUAUCUUCAAGCUCUCACGACACUCGAAAGGUCUGCAGAUCCUGGGGCAGACCCUCAAGGCCAGCAUGAGGGAGCUGGGUUUGCUUAUCUUCUUCCUCUUCAUCGGAGUCAUCCUCUUCUCCAGCGCUGUCUACUUUGCAGAGGCAGAUGACCCCACCUCAGGCUUCAGCAGCAUCCCCGAUGCCUUCUGGUGGGCAGUGGUGACCAUGACCACGGUGGGCUAUGGGGACAUGCACCCAAUCACCAUUGGGGGCAAAAUUGUGGGGUCCCUCUGUGCCAUUGCUGGGGUGUUGACCAUUGCCCUUCCCGUGCCUGUGAUAGUCUCCAAUUUCAACUACUUCUACCACCGGGAGACGGAAGGCGAGGAGCAAGCCCAAUAUCUGCACGUAGGGAGCUGCCAGCACCUCUCCUCUACGGAGGAGUUGAGGAAGGCGCGUAGCAAUUCCACCCUGAGCAAGUCGGAGUACAUGGUGAUAGAGGAGGGGGGAAUCAACAACACUGCAUUCAAACAGGCUGCCUUUAAGACGGGCAACUGCACAGCUACAAACAAUCCCAACUGUGUGAACAUCAAAAAGAUCUUCACAGAUGUUUAAAAAAAAAAAGCCUCUGAGGAAAUGUUGAAAUAAUAAUAAUAAUGCAAAGUGACCAUGUAAUCAGUAUUGUCUGGAACAUGCAUCAUCAUUGGUCUGUGUGCGCCCUUGUCGAACACCUAUAUUUUUUAGAUCAUUCCUUUUAAAGAACAAAGAAGAGGAUUACAAAAGAAUCAGAAGAUAAGAGGAUGGGGGUGUUUGCAGAAAGGAAGAUCAGAGGACAAAAAAGAAGAACACGCUCUCCGUUGAAACAGGUGUUUUUUUCUGCAACAUGUUGCAGGGCUGCUUUGUGCGUGGGGGUUGUGGGCAGCUGGUCUCUUUUCUCGUUUUCGCUGUGUAGCAGGUUUCCUUUUCGAUUAUACACACAUACACUUGUUGGACUGAAAACCGUGAGCUGGAAGGGAAGAAACUAAAAUUAUAUUGCAGAGCCUGUUGGCAGGCAAGGGGAGGGAAUAACCAUUUAAUUUUGCAAAGCAUCUCUGCUACCACAUUGUUAAAUGGUGCUUAAUAUUGGAACUGUGGUAUAUGUCCUUUAUGGGCAUAUUUCUUUUCUUCCCCAGCCAGAUCGUCUAUGAAAUUCUAAUCUGUUCAGAGACCCAAAUGUAAUCAGUUUUGAUUUAAUCAGAAAAAUGCCCCCCUUCUCUAUUCCUAAUUCCCUUCUCCCACAACUGUAUGGGAUUGUUUCAUCCAACUCCAAAUUCCUGGCUGCAUAGUGUGUAUGGAGAAAUGUUCUUCUUACAUGGAAAGGUUUAACAAUUGACUAACCGAACAGCAUCCUGAGUGUUUGAACAUCCUGUGAUGCCAAUGCAGAUUGGGGAUAGUUAAGCUCCCAUUAAACCAGUAAUGGGCUUUUUUAAGUGACUUCAGCCUCAGACAAAACCUACCAAGAGCCUAGAAACAAACGGGGGUGAGGGGUAUUUUUGUCCAUUUCCAAUGCAUCUGAGAUAAGCGUCUGCAUCUAUCACAAGAAGAUUAAAGUGACAAACGCCUUCCAGUGGAAGUUACUAAUUCAGACCUGAGUGAUGCAGUUUCCAUAGCAACUCUGGUUUCCUGGGAAACCCCAAAAGGUUGUCAUGGUAUCCCUUCGCCCCAUCCCCCUUCAUCCUGUGCUGUUUCCACAGUAACCCUUCCAGAUGGUUCCAACUUCUGUGAUUCCACGGAAAAGCCACUGCCCUGGUAAACCGCACACACACAUACAGAGAGUUAAUCCCAGAGAGAUUUAGGAGUAGAAACUAGUCAUUAUCCUAGAUGCAUGGUUCUUUAGAUCUGAAACAUUCCUGAAGCCCUGGUAGCUACCAGAUCAAGAAGCAAGAUGAUCAUCUGUGGAAUGCUGCUACGCACAUGUGCUGAAUAAAACUCCUGUUCAUAGGCAAUAAACGCAACAAACCUCCAAAUUACCCUGACUAUCAAGUUAAUAUCUGGGCAGUAAAAUUGAAAAUUUAUUCCCUAUAUGCAAAUCUAUACAUCUGCUCAGAAGUUCUAGAAAGGCGAUCUCAUCCCUGACAGAAUAAACCAUACUUAAACUUAUGGUACGUGACCUAGAUUUUUCAAAAACCUCCCUCCAACUCCAAACAGCAAUUCCACUUUCAAGCGUAUACGGAACUGAACUACCAGACAGGAAACAUUAUAACGCAAAAGGAUAUCAAUCUUUUGACAUUGGGGUGUGUGGAGGGGGAGUAAGCAGAGAUCUAUAAAGUGCAGAGGUGUAAAGUAACCAAAAUCCUGAGGGAAAAUAUGCCUGCCUCGUCUCAUCCAAGUCAGCAGCUGCGGAACAUCGGACAGAAACAGUGUUUAUAGAUUCUCCGAUGACUUGAAGGAAAUUCAUGGAAGUAAAAAGAAAACCAAGGCUGGAUUAGGGCAAGGCAUGGGCUGACAACAUUUGAGAAGCAAGGCAAAGCUCUCUGGGUGCUUCCUGGUAGUCACUGAAAUGGAGCAAAGAAUUGUACAAGUGAUGGAAGGUGAGCUGAAAGUUAAGCACCUGUGCUCAUCACGGGGGGAGGAACUAGUAAUUAAUCUUGGUGUCACAAGCAGAAUUCCUUGGCUGACCAGAGAUGGUACAAAGGAUAGGUGGCAUUGUAUGUUAAAGAACUCCUGACUCUAUUGUUCUGCAACCAUCAGCUUCAUUAUAUAUUAUCAUGUUGUAUAUAGAAAGACAGGAACAGAUCCUCAGCUGCUGUGAAUUAGCUUUAUCAGACCCACAGCAAUUGACACCAGUGGAGGAUUGGGCUUGAUGUAUGUAAUAUAUAUGUGAUAUACAUUCAAAUGUUCUAUGAGCUUAUGCAAUAUAACACUGGCACAAGGCAAUUUAUGGGCCAGAUCCUCCGCUGGUGUAAACUGGCUUCAAUAGAGCUACAGUACUGAGCAACACCAGCGGAGGAGCUGGGUUGGGUAUGACUAGUUGUAAUACGGGAUAUAGGAGUUCAGGUUUGUAGUGGAAAACUAUUGCCCUGCAGUUGACCUCUGCUCCGAAACAAUAUACCAACAGCCUGCAGCUCCUUGGGCAGAAUGGCCCAGCUCUGCCCUUGCUGGCACACAGUGAAGUCAAUGAGAUUACACGGGUGUCAGUGACAGUGGGAGCCGGCCUGCUUCCCAGAUGGCCCCUUGCUUUCAAUCAGUGGGGCAAGAGUUUCCCAUUAUUCUCAAGCUCCACCUUCUAGCAUACCUUUUGAAAAUGCACCUAGGCCGUAACUGUGCUGCAGCCUUUCGCUCACAGAGGGCAUGUGAUCCUCUCGCCCUAAAGCAGAACUCCUUCGCUUUGGGCCGCACCUUAUAAUCCCCACCCAGAACAGAGUUUCCCUUGAAAUCAAUGAGACUUUCCCCAGAACGUGGGAAAUUCUCCUCUGUGCAGAGAGUCCGCAAAAGGACUGCUCAACAAUUCAGACCCACAGGACAAAUGUGGUGCACCGGCUUUGCACAGGUGAAGGCAGGGCUGGGUCUAAAGACUGGUCCAGUGAUUCCUCAGAUCCUGGAGCACUUAUUCUGUAUUGACUCGGUCUUCAAGCCCGCAACCUCCCCUGCUCCAUUGAUUGCAAUGGAAGUUCUGCCUGAAUGAAGAACUCAGGGCUUGCCCCUUUCCCUUUACAAUCCUGGUUUUAUUCCAAAAUAGCUGGGAGCCCCCCAUUGCUCCCACAAAUGUUUCAAGUAGGUUAGAGUGAUCUGUCCCUUGCCCCAUGCACGUGCUUAUUUACUUCCCAUUUUCCCAUAGUUUACAUGUCCAGAAGCAUAGCUGACAAUCUGAACAGCAGCAGGAGAGAAAGGAAUUUCCUCAUUGUUUGAUAAACCAGCUAACAGAGGCAAUCUUCUUUUUGUACACGUGCUGCGGCAUCAGAGAGUGCCUGGCCACAAGAUCUGUAGCGCAGAUCUCAACCACUAGCUAGCUGGUCAGUAGAACUCUGAAAUCAGCGAUUAUUUACCUUGUUUAGGCCUCAGGCUAGGGGAGCAUUUAAGGACAUGCUUAAACUUACGCACACGCUAAGUGGUUUGCUGAAUCGGGGCCUUAGACGCCCGUUGCACUUUGGAUCAGGCAAAUAGAUUUCUACCUAUCGUCAUUUUCAUAGGCUGCCAUAAGAGAAGGGAUUGUUUCUAAUAUCCCUGAUAAAAUCCAGGUACUACCCGAGUCUUCAGCAAUGGUUCCAAACAUUGCUGUGGUCCCGAUUCUCCUCUCACAGCAGUUUCACGCCACUGGUCCAAAUGAAGUUACUCGUGAUUUACACCUGUGCAAGGGAGAGGUGAUUGACUCAAGCCCAAUAGGACUGGUACCACAGAACUUUCUCCAGUGAGGGUAAAAGGGUCUGACUCCUGCAAGGUGCAAAGCACUUUCAGCUCCAGUGCCCUUCAGUGGCAGUGCCUGGCACUCAGCACCGCGCUGCACUACUGCAUUGGAUGAUUUUUUUUUAAAUGAGGGAUCUUAUUUCUCUUGCUUCACUGGUGCAAGCAAUGAACAACGAAAGUGCAUUUUUUACCUCAUUCAUUUAAACCCAAUCAUUUUUACCUCUAAAAAUGUAAUAUAAAAAAUAAAAUUCAGAAGCAAUAAACCUUAUUAAAAGAAUAAUUCCAUCAUAUUCUAUAGCAAUGGUCCUAAACCAGUGCCACUUGCAGCUCAGUCCAAAUUCCCAGUGAGGCCAGCCAGCCUAAAUCGAUCGGUCGGUCCCCAACAUUGCAGCAUCUGAGCACCUCAUAGUCUUUAAUGUAUUUACCCUUACAGAACCCCUGUGAGGUGGGGCAGUGUAUUAUCCCCAUUGUACAGAUGGGAAACUAAGGCAGGGUGAGACUAAGGGCCAGAUUUUAAAGGUAUUUAGGCACC
This is a messenger RNA of Gopherus evgoodei (Goodes thornscrub tortoise), 6096 nucleotides long. RefSeq names its product potassium voltage-gated channel subfamily A member 3-like. Lineage: Eukaryota; Metazoa; Chordata; Testudines; Testudinidae. Gene Ontology annotation, biological process: protein homooligomerization; potassium ion transmembrane transport. Gene Ontology annotation, cellular component: membrane; voltage-gated potassium channel complex. The transcript has 2 exons. The record is from RefSeq and is a predicted model, not a curated record. Bases 42 to 1796 code for a protein of 584 amino acids. Gene Ontology annotation, molecular function: delayed rectifier potassium channel activity; protein binding.